AUGCCCACCAUCACUGAGAUGUCUGUUGAAGGAAUGGUCGCCCCUGCUGCGCUUGGUUUUCUUUCGUACCUUGUGUUCAAGAAGCUCGAGCCGACAGACAUGGUUUCUCUCGUUGCGCUGCUCGGAAUAAUCCCUGCGAUUCCGGUAUCCAUCCUCUACCCGCCGCUGGAUUCGAUGCUGCUCGCUGUUGUGGUGUCGUAUGCUAUCUACUACGGCGUUCUAACAGCUUCUAUUGUGACGUAUCGCCUAUCUCCAAUGCACCCAUUGGCCAAGUAUCCCGGACCGCUUGCUUGCAAGGUGUCCAAACUAUGGCUGGUGUAUGUAGCAUCCGGGGGACGGCAAUACAGCUACUUUUACAAGGUUCACAAGAAGUACGGGCCGAUUGUUCGUAUCGGUGCGCCAAACUCUGUCCUCUUCGAGCUUACAUUCGAGGCUAACAAUAGCGGUUGGCAUCCAGGUCCGAACGAGCUGUCCAUCGUGGACGCUACAUUGCUCCCAUCUAUCCUGGGUGCAAACGGGAUGCCGAAAGGCCCUAUGUGGGAAGGGAGAAGAUUUACGAAGGAGAAGGGAGCCGGCGAAAAGACUAUCAAGGGAAAUCUCAUCAACACCAGGAACACACAGCAUCAUGCGGAGGAGCGCCAAGUGUGGAAUCGCGCGUUCAGCACUGCGUCGGUGAAGAAGUAUGAGCCCAUUGUGAUUCGCAGGGCGGCUCAGCUAGUCGAGGCGCUGAAGACAAAAUGUGGGGAAGCCGAAACUAAAGGCGCCCAAGUGAACAUGUCGGACUGGCUGAGUUUCUUUUCGUUUGAUUUUAUGGGCGACUUCGUGUUCAGUGGGCCAUUUGAUCUUCUACGGGAUGGCGAUGCGAAUGGCCUCGUCCGUCUCAUGGAAUUGGGUUUAUAUCCUCCUGCUCUCACACAACACAUCCCCUGGUGCAUUCAGGCAGUUCUCCGCCUACCUUUCUUUGGAAAACAGGCGAAGAAACUCGGCGAGUUCACUUAUAGACAGGUUAAGAAGAGGAUGUCCGACGGGUCAUUUCACGAUGAUCUUUUCUAUUACCUUAGCGACGAAAGCCGGCAGAAGUCUGAGCCCGUUCCAAUGGGUGCCCUCCUAUCCAACUCCAUCCUUGCCAUUGUCGCAGGUUCCGACACGACUGCAGCAGCGCUGAGCAAUACCUUGUAUCUUCUGGUAUCGCACCCGGAGUGCUAUGAACGCCUCCAAUCAGAACUAGAUAAUCUCUUUCCUCUGGGAAAGGGCGAACCAACUGACACUGCCAAGCUGGCCCAGAUGGAAUUUCUGAACGCGGUUAUAAACGAAUCUCUUCGCAUACAACCUCCCGUCCGAACAUCCUUACAGCGCGCACCCGAGGCGGGGAGUGGAGGACACAUGAUUGGCUCUGACAUGUUCAUCUCCGAGGGCACGGCCGUGUAUGUGCCCCCAUACGUUUACCAUCGCGAUCCUCGUUACUUCUCUCCCGAUCCCGAUCGCUUCUGGCCAGAGCGGUGGCUGUCGAGAGGGGAGACGGGCGUCGUCUUGGACACGAACGCGUUCAUUCCGUUCUCGACGGGCCCUGCCAACUGCGUCGGGCGGUCGCUCGCGCUGGUGGAGCUGCGCAUGGUGUUGGCCUACCUGCUUCAAGCGUUUGAGUUUCGCUUCGCGGAGGGGUACGACCGCAGGGUGUACGAGGACAGUCUGCAAGAUUUCCUGGUUACACACCGUGGACCUCUUCCGCUCGUCUUGACCCCACGCGUGGCUCAUUGA
Fibroporia radiculosa is the source of this 1758-nucleotide messenger RNA. RefSeq lists its product as uncharacterized. The transcript is spliced from 9 exons. NCBI's taxonomy places the organism in Eukaryota, Fungi, Basidiomycota, Agaricomycetes, Polyporales, Fibroporiaceae. Bases 1 to 1758 code for a protein of 585 amino acids. Gene Ontology annotation, molecular function: iron ion binding; oxidoreductase activity, acting on paired donors, with incorporation or reduction of molecular oxygen; heme binding. The record is from RefSeq and is a predicted model, not a curated record.